Messenger RNA from Arabidopsis arenosa, 1092 nucleotides. NCBI's taxonomy places the organism in Eukaryota, Viridiplantae, Streptophyta, Magnoliopsida, Brassicales, Brassicaceae. The record is from the annotation of a GenBank genome assembly.
CACAUUCUCUGAAACCCUAAUCUGGAGAAUCGCCGUCUUCUCCAGAAAAUAUCUAUUUCUACACCUUUUUCUUUUGAUUUUCCAGAUACUGAUGAAACCAGAUCGGAUCUUCCUCUAGAUCCGUUCUUGGUUUAUCGAUUCUCUCGCAUCCGGAUGCUUUUUGCAAGUUCUUGAGGAAGCGGAUUCAUCAUAAACCGACAGAGAAAUGUCGCAGGUUUCGAAUCCAGAAGAAGAAGACGAUACGAUUGAAAUCCGCGAGGUCUGGAACCAUAAUCUUGAAGAAGAGAUGGCUCUGAUUGAACAAGCCAUUGACGAUUUCCCUUACGUCGCCAUGGACACAGAGUUCCCAGGAGUCGUUUGCAAGACAGUAACGGCGAAUCCAAACCCCAACCCUAAACACUACGAAUUCAACUACGAGACCUUGAAGACGAAUGUGAAUAUGCUUAAGUUGAUUCAGCUAGGUCUCACGUUAUCAGAUGAGAAAGGAAACUUACCAACCUGUGGAACUAACAAGCAAUGCAUCUGGCAAUUCAAUUUCAGAGAAUUCAAUUUCAAAUCCGACAUGUUUGCCAUGGAUUCCAUCCAACUCCUGCGUAAGUCAUUCAUCGAUUUGGAGAAAAACACCGAAUGCGGUGUAGAUUCGAGGCGAUUCGCUGAGCUUCUAAUGAGUUCAGGAGUAGUGCUUAACGACAAGAUACAGUGGGUGACAUUCCAUUGCGGAUAUGAUUUUGGAUACUUGCUGAAACUCUUGACCGGGAAAGAAUUGCCGGCAGAGGCGUCGAAGUUCUUUGAUCAGGUGGAGCGUUUUUUCCCGGUAGUGUAUGAUAUCAAAUACUUGAUGGGAUUCUGCGCCCCACUCCAUGGAAGUCUGACGACAGUAGCGGCGAUACUUGGUGUUAAAAGAGUUGGGAUUUGUCACCAGGCUGGGUCAGAUAGCUUGUUAACAUUGCGUGCCUUCAACAAGAUGAAAGAGAUCUUCUUCACUGGUUCUCUGGACAAAUACUCUGGUUUUUUGUUUGGAUUAGAUAAUCCUCGGUUGCUCACUGGAACCAAAAAUUAAAAUUAUAAAAAAAAUAAAAUUAAAACUGUUUU